UGAAAAACAAAAAGUUGGCGGUGGACGCCCUGCACGCCCCAUGACCUUCACGCUUCGCCUCGAGGCGCUGACGGCCAUCAGGGACGCCCUGACUAGGCGUGGUGGUACGCUGACCCUUGUAACUCAAGUGAAGAGCGCGAAAAAGUAUCGUCUCCAGCUGACAGCAGACCUGUCGGAUGGGUCCAGCAGCAUGUGGCGCAGCGACUACAUCAAGUACCCAAAGGGACAAACCAAGGCACGUGACUGGUCGGCCGAGGCAAAGUGGGCUGCUGCCUGGCGGCCAUCUUCUUCUAGCGGCAGCGCCGUUCUCUCCACAGAAGAUGCGAGGCGUGGCAGCAACGACACACCCCCGCCGCCGCGGGGAAAAAGGCCGCGAGACUGUCAGCCUGCGGCUGAGAUCCUCACACCACCUCCAAAGCGCCCAGGAUACGAAGGGGCUGGCCGACCGAAGGGAACCUUCGGCCGGAAGAGGUUGCGCGCAAUGUUGGAUAGAUACAGAGAGCGAAUCGAGCUUGGCCAGGUGACCUGCGGCCGCUUGGAAGUGCGGGACCUCUCCAGCGCGAUGUUGGAUGCGGCGCAAGAGGUGGAGAAACAUGAGCAGGACUGGCGACCGGCGUUUCUCAAGCGCCAGAGCAACAGGGGUGUGUGUGUAGGCGACGUCGGAUUCGUCGAGGGCACUCAAGACGACAUCGACAAGGCCCAAGAUCUGCGGCGCGAGCGCUGCCGCAUUUCGGAGGAAAAGCACGCAGCAGGUGAUCACACCAGGCCGGAAAAGUACCGCGACAUCAACAUGCUCUACUUCGAGGGCGAGGGCGACGACCGCAAGUUCUCGACGUACUACAAGUUCGAGUACGGCAAGAACAAGGAGGGCUACUGGACGGGGGAGAAGAUGAUCGAGCACAUGGCGGAUGUGUUGGAUCUGUUGGCCGUCAAGUUCCCGAGGCACAGGCCCAUCUGUUUUUUCGACUGGUCAUCGUGUCAUGAUUGCGUUGAGGAGGGGGCACCGAGUGUAACUAGGAUGAACGCAGGGUACGGGGGGGUGAGAAAGGGUCAGGAGAUAGCUCCUCAGAAUGCAACUACCAUACUGGAAGACACACCUAAACUGAAGGUAGGGGCGGUGCAGCACCUCACCUUCCAGCAGGGAGAGUAUCCAUUCUAUGAGCCAGGCGCCACCGAUCACGUAGGCAAGGUCAAGGGGAUGAAGCAAAUCCUGUUUGAGAGGGGGCUUUGGAUCCCAGGUAUGACCAUGUCGGGGGGCAAGACGGGCCAGGAGCCUAACAAGAAGAUGAGCAUGCCGGCGGUGUUGCGCGCGCAAAAGGAUUUUGCGAACGUCGACUCUAGCCUAGAGGUUCUGCUGAAGCGCCACGGAGGGGUUGCGCUCAUGCUUCCAAAGUUCCAUUGCGAGUUGAACCCGAUCGAGCUUGUGUGGGGUAGAUCUAAGUGGUGGGUACGUAGGAACUGCAAGUACACUAUCGCGUGCUUGCGAGAGAACGUUUCUAAGAGCUACGGGGUACACAACUUGAGCCUAGACAUUGUUCAAAAGUUCUGCAGGAAGGUGGCCAACUUCCACGCGGUGUACGACGCCGGGCUUACGGGCGCCGAGGCGGUAGAGGCGCAAGAGAAAUGCAAGUCGCACCGUAAGCCAGCUCCAUCCGAGUACAUUAACCCCAAGUAGUGUAUGCUAUGAUCGCGGCGGUACGUAUG
Molecule: messenger RNA, 1704 nt
Organism: Ectocarpus sp. CCAP 1310/34
Lineage: Eukaryota; Phaeophyceae; Ectocarpales; Ectocarpaceae
Source: the annotation of a GenBank genome assembly